AUGGAUGUUCCCCAGCUGUCUCACAGGUGUGCCCUCACGCUGCCCUGCUGUGCAGAAGCUGGUGGGGCCACCUGUGCCAAAGCCCCCCAGGUCACAGGGGUCACAGUUCAGCUGGAGAUGCACACGCUGUGGCAACAGUUUGACCAGCUGGGCACAGAGAUGAUCGUCACCAAGGCUGGGAGGAGGAUGUUCCCUACCUUCCAGGUGAGUAUCUCAGGGAUGGACCCUGCAGCGGAGUAUGUGCUGCUCAUGGACUUCAUCCCUGUGGAUGACAAGAGAUACAGAUAUGCGUUCCACAGCUCCUCGUGGCUGGUGGCAGGCCGGGCCGACGUGGCGGCCCCGGGGAGGAUGCACUUCCACCCUGACUCUCCCGCCAGAGGCUCCCAGUGGAUGAAACAGAUGGUCUCCUUCGACGCACUCAAACUGACCAACAACCUGCUAGAUGACAAUGGACAUAUGAUCUUGAACUCCAUGCAUCGUUACCAGCCUCGAUUCCAUGUGGUGUAUGUGGACCCACGGCGGGAUAGCCAGCUUCAUGCCCAUCGCAACUUCUGCACCUUCUCCUUCCCGGAAACACGCUUCAUAGCCGUCACUGCCUACCAGAACCACAGGAUCACCCAGUUGAAGAUAGCCAGUAACCCGUUUGCCAAGGGCUUCCGAACUACUGAUCCUGACGCCUGGGUGGGCAGUGCCAGGCCCCUGCGUCACUCUCUGCCCACCUGGCAGCCACAGGAGGGCAGCCACGAGCCUGACAGUAUGUCGGGAGAGCAGCGAGCACAGAACCUAAAGAGUCUAUCAACGCAUCGUGAACUAGGUCACCACUGCAGGGAAGACAUCAACUGUACCAGUGAGAGAAAGGAUGUGGAGAAUAAUAUUUUUCCACCUUUGACUUUCAUCCCCCUUCCCACUCUCUGGGAAUGUCCAGGCAUUUCAGAGAGACUGAACCUGGGAUGAGAGGAGGGAAUGUCUUACAUAGUUCCAUUGCUAAAGAUCUUCCUACAGUAGCCCACAUUCUCCUUCAAUAUGUGAAUAUCUCUCUUCAUUAUUUCUCAAAGGAACCAAGUGAAAAUGUUCUAUUAUGAGCUCAAUCAUUUAGCUUAUUUUCUUUGAUUGUUUCAUCUUGGACUGGUGAUUUUAGAUAUGACUUUUUACACAAAGCACAAGAGGCAAUAUAGGUGGAUUAAUUGUUUAAAGUGGAAAAUAUUGUUAUUCAAAUGAUGUCAAUAAAGACCAAUUUAAAAUAA
Messenger RNA from Oncorhynchus kisutch (coho salmon), 1244 nucleotides. RefSeq names its product T-box transcription factor TBX1-like. NCBI's taxonomy places the organism in Eukaryota, Metazoa, Chordata, Actinopteri, Salmoniformes, Salmonidae. The transcript is spliced from 8 exons. Gene Ontology annotation, molecular function: DNA-binding transcription factor activity, RNA polymerase II-specific; RNA polymerase II cis-regulatory region sequence-specific DNA binding. Gene Ontology annotation, cellular component: chromatin; nucleus. Gene Ontology annotation, biological process: cell fate specification; regulation of transcription by RNA polymerase II; positive regulation of DNA-templated transcription. Bases 1 to 954 code for a protein of 317 amino acids. The record is from RefSeq and is a predicted model, not a curated record.